UCUGCCAGGAAUGACAUGUUAACAGUCCAUGCUAUUGGAUGGAACCGACGGAAGCAGGAAGGCCUUCAUCUUGCAUUAUCCAGCAGAUACGUCAAGACUUGUGAAAAGGCGCAGGCUGAGUCUCAGAGACUGGAAGAUUUGACCAAUCAACUUGGUUGCCCUGAGAACAUGGUGCAUCAGUGGGUUCAUGAUGUCAGAGAAUGGGCUUCUGAUGAUUCUGCAGGUACCAGAUGUGAUGACCAACAACCUCUUCAGGAAUCAAUUGAAGAAAUGUUCCUUGCGGUUCAUCACAGAAAAGCCAGCCUUUAUAAUCAGACUGACAGCAACAAAAUCCGACAGUUGCGACGAAGGAAAUUGGGGGAAGAGAAGAAAAAACUGUUUGAAAAAAUCAAGCUGUACAAUGAGCAGGUUGCAGAUGAGGAGCGCAUCCUUGAGGAUAAGGUGGAAAGCAGACUCUCUGUGGUGGAAGGAGACAGUGGGGCAGACUGUCUAAUAUGGCCAUGGGAAGUGCACAGCAGAGAAUCGAGCAAUAUCCUUACGAAGAAGAAGAUUUUUGAUGUUUACAUGUCAAAAAUGCGGCUUCAAGAGGAAAAGAUCAUUUUGAUGAGGGAGAUGAGACAGCACUGCGCCUACCUCAGAAAGCUGGCCUGGAGUCUCCGCAAAAUGAUGUCCGAAAUGUCUUCUGGCAGGAACAGUGGCAGUUUAAGUGAAGAGGGCCAUCGUGGGCUGCUGUGUCUUCAUCAGAAAAGGCUUGCUGAUGUGGAGGAGAAGUUCCAAGUCGUUAGCUCAAGGUACAGCCAGGCUUUAGGACCGAAUGCUGCUUCUCUGCUUGAGGACGGACCCGAGGACAUACCGGAGGACGACAAAGAACAUGUAUAUGAGAGUUCAGAUGAGAGUGAUUUUGAGGCAGUGUAAACCAGUUUUUCGAAACACUAGCUUUAUAGAUGGAAAGGUAUAGCAUCGGAUUUAUGUAUGUCAAGCGCGAUAUAAUCUUCCCUGCAAGAGCAUGUAUGCCCUCCAGCUCUCUCAGAGCAGACACUUCCUCACACAAGGUGGCUGCUCUGUGCGCGUACUGUGUAGUUUCAUACAUGAAGAUGUCAUUAUGUAACUCUUCCUAUG
Molecule: messenger RNA, 1119 nt
Organism: Perca flavescens (yellow perch)
Lineage: Eukaryota; Metazoa; Chordata; Actinopteri; Perciformes; Percidae
Exons: 7
Coding region: 16-915 (299 amino acids)
Source: RefSeq, a predicted model, not a curated record